GUGCUGGCAAAUCAGUCGAACGCCGUUCGCGCACACGAUAAGUCACGUGCUACGCACUACAACUACAACUAUAGCUGCGAGCCGCAUCAAGUUUUUUAGUGCUAAGCGCAGUUACCAAGUGAUUCCAGAGAUAAAGACCAAAAUAGCCAACAGCAAAUAAAAAUCAAUUCUAUUCCAAUUCUAUUCCAAUUCCAAUUCCGAUUCCAAUUCGAAUUCCAAUUCAAUUCAAUUCAAUGGAGCACAAUAUGCACGUGAAUGCACCUCCUCUGCAUCACUGGGGCUAUGGCGCCGCUGCUGCCGCCAUGCCGGCCACGCCCCAAGGUCACUGGGUGCCGCCGCCGCAGAGCCACAGUCACCAGAGCCUGCAGAGCCAUCAUAGCCUUCAGAGUCACCAGAGCCACCAUUCGCACAACAGUCUGAAGCGCGCGCUCUCCGAGAGCGACUGCGACGAGCUCUACUCGGAGGAGUCUUCCAAAGAACAAAUCUCACCUGGUGAAGGUGGAAGCUGUCAGCUGAUGAGCCGCAAGAAGCGUCGCGGCGUCAUCGAAAAGAAGCGCAGAGAUCGCAUCAAUUCAUCGCUGACCGAGCUGAAGCGUCUGGUUCCCUCCGCCUACGAGAAACAGGGCUCAGCCAAGCUGGAGAAGGCCGAGAUACUGCAGCUAACUGUGGAGCACUUGAAGAACUUGCAAUCGAAAACUCUCGACUCGCUCAGCUACGAUCCGCAGCGCGUGGCCAUGGACUACCAUACGAUUGGGUUCAGGGAAUGCGCCGCCGAGGUGGCACGCUACCUGGUCACCAUCGAGGGCAUGGAUAUACAGGAUCCACUGCGGCUUCGCCUGAUGUCGCACCUGCAGUACUUUGCCCAGCAGCGCGAGAUCUCUGGCGUGGCUGCCUAUCAGCCCAAUUGUGCGGCCACGCCCUAUCAGACAGCCUAUGCAACGGCUGCCGUUGCGCCCUCCGCCAGCUCCUCGUAUGUGCCCAGCACUGGGGGCUAUAUGGGCGCCUCGCCGCAUCAUGUCAGCCGCUCCAGCGUUGCGACCACGGCGAGUGGUGCAGCUGUCAGCGAGAGCCACUCGGCAGAGGCAGCCGCACAGCAACAGCAGCAACAACCACAACAGCAACAGCAGCAGCAGCAACAGCAGCAACAGCAGCAACAGCAACAACAGCAGCAGCAACAACAGCAACAUUAUACACAGGAGCAUAGCGCACAUGCCGAGCAGCCGCAACAGGUGCCACAGUCGGUGCAACAGGUGCAACAGGGGCAGCAGGUGCCCACCUACAUUGAGCUGACGAACAGCCAUCGCAACGAGCUGCCGCCCAGCGGGACUCUCAGCUACAGUGCCACGCCCCAAUAUCCAGUUGCUGGCAGCCAGGAUUACAAUGCGAGCGCCCUGCAAUAUGCCGCAGCCAAUGGAGCUAAGCCCUAUAGACCCUGGGGCGCUGAAAUGGCCUACUAAACCACGAAUUGCUAAAAUUCCAAAUAACUGCAAAAUUCAGGAAAAAAAUUCUUAAAAAAAAAAAAAACAUACAACAUUUUUAAAAGUUCUCAAUACUUUCCAAAUAAUUUUCAAAAAAUAUCAAAUAAUUCCAGUCUAAUAAUUUUGAACUCAUUCCAAACUGUGUAAUCUCAACUAAUUGAGAAGCUGGGAAUAUUGCAAACACUUCCCACAUAUUCAAUGAAUCUCUGGUUUCCCAAAUGGUCCAUUAAAUCCCACAUCCACAAACUCCAAAUAAUAGUUGGCAAUCAAGUUCUAGUCAAAGAUCGAUCAAAGCCGAACAUGUGUGAUAGCCCUUAAGUUGUGAAAAUCUAAGGAGCUCUAGCUCCCUGAACUCCUUGCUCUCUGUAUAUAGUUAUAAAUGCUUAGCAUAAGUACAACUGAAAUUUUCUACAUUUUUCUACGAAUAGGUUUUAAAGGCAAAAGUUUUGUAAACCUAAAAUUAAGUGUAAAUACA
Messenger RNA from Drosophila mojavensis, 1953 nucleotides. RefSeq names its product hairy/enhancer-of-split related with YRPW motif protein (gene Hey). Gene Ontology annotation, molecular function: RNA polymerase II cis-regulatory region sequence-specific DNA binding; DNA-binding transcription factor activity, RNA polymerase II-specific; protein dimerization activity. The record is from RefSeq and is a predicted model, not a curated record. Gene Ontology annotation, biological process: regulation of neurogenesis; anterior/posterior pattern specification; regulation of transcription by RNA polymerase II. The transcript is spliced from 3 exons. The coding region runs from base 234 to 1457 and encodes 407 amino acids. Gene Ontology annotation, cellular component: nucleus. NCBI's taxonomy places the organism in Eukaryota, Metazoa, Arthropoda, Insecta, Diptera, Drosophilidae.